AUGGCUCCUGAAAUCUUAAAAGGAAAUUAUAAUCAGUUUGCUAGUGAUAUUUGAAGUUUAGGAGUUAUUUUAUACAUUCUUGUCCAAGGAAAACUUCCAUUUAAAGGGAAAAAUGUGGCGGACCUAAAGAAUGAAUAUAAAAAAGAAAUUGCCUUUGAAGGAAGUGACUGAGACUUUACCUCAGAUGAACUGAAAGAUUUGCUUAGUAAAAUGCUUGAAUACGAUUAUAAGAAAAGAAUUACAGCCGCAGAUGCAUUGAAUCAUCCAUGGAUCAGAAAUAAUGAAUUUUCAUCUUUAACCCCAAACAUCAAUAAUGCAGUAUAA
Molecule: messenger RNA, 324 nt
Organism: Blepharisma stoltei
Lineage: Eukaryota; Ciliophora; Heterotrichea; Heterotrichida; Blepharismidae
Source: the annotation of a GenBank genome assembly